Cinclus cinclus is the source of this 924-nucleotide messenger RNA. RefSeq names its product centrin 3 (gene CETN3). Gene Ontology annotation, molecular function: microtubule binding; calcium ion binding. NCBI's taxonomy places the organism in Eukaryota, Metazoa, Chordata, Aves, Passeriformes, Cinclidae. Gene Ontology annotation, cellular component: microtubule organizing center. The transcript is spliced from 5 exons. Gene Ontology annotation, biological process: spindle pole body duplication. The coding region runs from base 14 to 517 and encodes 167 amino acids. The record is from RefSeq and is a predicted model, not a curated record.
CGGUGGUGGCACGAUGAGCCUGGCCGUCAGGAAUGAACUCUCAGCAGAUAAAACUAAAAAGAAGAAAAGACGAGAACUGACUGAGGAACAGAAGCAAGAAAUUAAAGAUGCCUUUGAAUUGUUUGAUACGGACAAAGAUAGAGCAAUAAAUUACCAUGAAUUAAAGGUGGCAAUGAGGGCCUUGGGUUUUGAUGUGAAAAAAGCUGAUGUCCUGAAAAUACUUAAAGAUUAUGAUCGAGAUUCAACAGGCAAGAUCACCUUUGAAGAUUUUAAUGAAGUUGUAACAGAUUGGAUAUUAGACAGAGACCCACAAGAAGAAAUCCUCAAGGCAUUCAAGUUGUUUGAUGAUGAUGACUCUGGUAAAAUAAGUCUGAGAAACUUGCGCCGGGUUGCUAGAGAGUUGGGUGAAAAUAUAUCUGAUGAAGAACUGCGAGCUAUGAUUGAAGAAUUUGAUAAGGAUGGAGAUGGAGAAAUCAAUCAAGAAGAAUUUAUUGCUAUUAUGACUGGAGAUAUUUAGCAUUAGAAGAACAGAAAUUAACUCGCAAAAGGGAGGAGUUGUUGGCAGCUUCCAUUGCAAUGUUUUAUACUUUCAUUUAUUUCAGUAGCUGGAGUGGUACAGAAAGUUACUUGUGACAGGACCAAAAUGAAAAUGGGUUACAUGCACUGAUAAUUUACUACUUUGCAUCAUUAAAUAUUAUCACUAGAAUAAUUGAUGUAAUAUUUUAGAACAAGUAAGUAAUGCUGCAUUUCAGAAUGUUUGAGUAACUUUAUAAAAUAGCCUUGUUUCAGAUUUCUAAAUUGUAUCAUAAGAACUUUUUGAGGUUCUUGACUUUGUGUUAGCUUUAGUUGAGGCCUUAGUUUUGAUACAUAAGGUUUGAAAAAAAUUCCAUUUUAAUAAAAUGUUCUUUACUACUACUUGAAAGU